This is a messenger RNA of Sinocyclocheilus grahami, 2751 nucleotides long. RefSeq names its product harmonin-like. Bases 99 to 2459 code for a protein of 786 amino acids. Gene Ontology annotation, cellular component: stereocilia ankle link complex; photoreceptor inner segment; stereocilium tip. Gene Ontology annotation, biological process: sensory perception of sound; retinal cone cell development; auditory receptor cell morphogenesis. Gene Ontology annotation, molecular function: protein binding. The record is from RefSeq and is a predicted model, not a curated record. The transcript has 20 exons. Lineage: Eukaryota; Metazoa; Chordata; Actinopteri; Cypriniformes; Cyprinidae.
UGAUGCUCCACCGUCCCUCACAGCUACUGAGUACUGACUGACGCUCACACACAACACUCAACACUCAGCACUCACCCGGAAAACACCCGCUGGUCAGCAUGGAGCGGAAAGUGGCGAGGGAAUUUCGGCAUAAGGUGGAGCUGCUGAUUGAUAAUGAAGCAGAGAAGGACUAUCUGUACGAUGUUCUCCGCAUGUACCACCAAGCCAUGGACAUUCCUGUCCUGGUCGGCGACCUGAAGCUGGUGAUAAAUGAGCCCAAACGCCUUCCGCUGUUUGAUGCCAUCAGACCCCUGAUUCCUCUGAAGCACCAGGUGCAGUACGACCAGCUCACGCCCAAGAGAUCCAGGAAGUUGAAGGAAGUCCGUCUGGAUCGCACACAUCCUGAGGGUCUGGGUUUGAGUGUUCGAGGUGGGCUGGAGUUCGGCUGUGGCCUCUUCAUAUCACAGAUAGUCAAAGAUGGACAGGCAGGAAAUGUCGGCCUGCAGGUUGGCGAUGAGAUUGUGCGUAUUAAUGGCUACUCCAUCUCCUCCUGCAUUCAUGAGGAGGUCAUCAAUCUCAUUAAGACCAAGAAGAUUGUGUCUCUGAAAGUCCGCCACGUGGGAAUGAUUCCUGUCAAGAGCUCCUCUGAAGACCCUCUGAAGUGGCAGUUUGUGGAUCAGUUUGUGUCUGAAUCAGGGGAGAAAAAGACUAGUGUGGCUGGUUUGGCUUCGGUUGGAGGGAAAGAAAUCAAGGAAAAGAAAGUUUUCCUUAGUUUGGUGGGCACCAAAGGCAUGGGAAUCAGCAUAUCUAGUGGACCAACACAGAAACCAGGCAUCUAUGUGAGCAAUGUGAAGCCGGGUUCAGUCUCAGCUGAAGUGGGCUUACAGGCUGGUGACCAGAUUGUGGAGGUCAAUGGGGUGGAUUUCACCAACCUGAGUCAUCAUGAAGCAGUGCGAGUGUUAAAGAGCAGCAGGAGUCUAACCAUCACUGUCCUCACUGGAGCUGGAAGAGAGCUGUUUAUGACGGAUGAGGAGCGGCUGGCGGCUGAAGCUCGUCGUGAGCUUGAAAGACAAGAGCUAAUGCAUCAGAAGAGAGUGGCAUUAGAGACCAACAAAGUCAUCAAAGAACAGCAGGAGAAAGAGCGCCAGAGGAAGAUGGAGGUAUCACAGAAGACUGCAGAGGAAGAAGAACGCUAUCGCAAAGAGAUGGAGAGAAUUGAAGCCGCGGAAAAGAAGCACCACAAAGAGUGGGAAGAAGAUUGGGGUUCCAAAGAAAAAUCCAAAUCUCGUUCCCCCUCCCCCUCCCCCUCUCCCUCACCCCCACCACCUGCACGUAAUGCACCUUCACCCAAACCCAAAACCUCCACUGCUGAGUCCGAUGAAGAAGAGCUCGGAGAACAUUCGGUUGGUUCUACCAAAGGAAAAGAGACCAAAAAGAAGAAGAAGAUGUCCAAGACUGACACUCUCCCAGCUGAGAAAAAGAACAAGAAAGAGAUGGAGUUUGAGCUGAAACUUGCAAAGGAGAAGGAAGAAAUACUUGAGCGAGAAAAGCAGAUGAAAAUCAGCAGACUUCUUCAAGAGGUGUCAGAAACUGAGAGGGAAGAUCUGGAAGAGUCGGAGAAGGUGCAGCAUUGGGUGGAGAGACUCUGUCAAACCAGAUUAGAGCAAAUCUCCUCAGUUGAAAAUGAUUCUUCAGAGAUGUCUCCAACCCGUUCCCCUGCAUCAACUGGUCCCACCAAUCGGAGGUUCCCUGGAGGCUUGACCUUGGCCACUACUGACCUUGAUGACAUCAACUUAGAUGAUGUGGACCAGAGUCUAAGGCAACCUUUGAAAAGACUUUCCCCAACCCCACCUACAUCCAACCAAGCUCCCCCUCCCUUACCACUCCCUCCACCCUCACCCCGUCUUUACCACACAUCCAACCAUCACCCUCCUUCUCCAAGAACACAGCUCCCAAUGCAACCCAGUCCUAGAACAGCCCCUCAACGCCCACCUUCUCCACCAGCCUUAAGGGUACCCCUUUCCUCAAUAGGUCGUAGCCGACAACCUCCUGCCACCCCACUAUUCUCCUCCAGGGGUCUGUCCACAUCUCAGCCACCUCCCCCGCCACCACCUCCUCCCCCUCCACCACCACCGCCUCCUCCUCCACCACCUCCUCCACCCCUGCGCAUGGAGGACAAGUACCAUGUAGGGUCGUCCAACUAUCCCCGCUCCCCAAGCUUAUCCGAACAGGGAAGCAGGUUUGGGGACAAUGGUUACCGACAGAGAGGUGGCUUCCACUCCACCAUUCCCAGUGAUCUCUCACGCCCACCCAGCCCGAAGUCUGACCACAACCUGACGGUGAUGAGAAACACAUCUCAUGCUAGCAGGAUAUACACCUCUAAUAAUCCACUGGUGAGUCCUCAGUUUGUAAAUGGUACAUGCUGCUCUGGGUCUUCUGCUCCAUUUUUAGCACAAAUCAGACUUGCCAUGCUUGUGUAACAUCUCAUUUAAUGUCAGCUUAAUGCAAACUAGCUUCUCUUUGAAGAGGAAAUAUCUUCCAACAGUUCUCCAUGUCUAGAUUUGGAGAUUACUCUGGCACAACCUACAGGAAGUGCAUUUCUAAUUGAAUAUAGUUGGCACAUAUCUUAUACGCUCUCAAAAAAUAGGGUACUGUCACUGGGGUGGUACCAUUUCAUUAGGUACCAUAAUGUGCACUUCAGGCACUAAUAUGUUCCUUUAAGAUACUAAUAUGUACCAUUUAGGGGUAAAUAAGGUAUAAUUAUGUACCUUU